Messenger RNA from Anneissia japonica, 2611 nucleotides. RefSeq lists its product as uncharacterized. The coding region runs from base 26 to 1957 and encodes 643 amino acids. The transcript has 16 exons. The record is from RefSeq and is a predicted model, not a curated record. Lineage: Eukaryota; Metazoa; Echinodermata; Crinoidea; Comatulida; Comatulidae. Gene Ontology annotation, biological process: protein O-linked glycosylation via mannose. Gene Ontology annotation, molecular function: xylosyltransferase activity; glucuronosyltransferase activity.
UCCACGUCUAUCGUUAUUUCUGUUGAUGGUUCGACCGUUGAUACCGCUGUCAUUCAAUUCUCCGAUGAUUGAUUGCUCAUCGCGUUGUUGUGUUUGUUGUUUACGGGGAGGGGAGGAGAGAUUUGAUGAAGUUCGUAGCGGGCGCUAUUCAAUGCGAAAAAUAAACAAGAUGUCAGCCCCCAUGAAACACAAACUUUGUCGAAUUUUACGUCGAUGCAACCUCAAUUUCAUGCUUGUAUUCCUCUUUGUUGCAUCUACUAUUUCUGUAUUUGUUACAUAUUUAUACGUAAAUACCGUUUUUGGUGAUUUUAACGAAGAAAGUGAUAAGUACCUCUUGCAUUUUGAAAAGCAUGAUGAUAUUCUGGUGAAUAUCGACACUGAUGACGAUGAUGAUGUGGAUGCUCCGUCCCAUCGUGUUAAUUUAAUAGUAAACAGAAUAAUUAAUAAACAGACAUUUGAAAUCAAUGGAUGGUGGAUGCCAUCUCAAGAAUGGACAACAGAGAUUGACUGCAAUACUGGGAAGAUGACAAUAUGUUCAAAGAGUUUAAUUGUCCAGUGCAAGCAAAAUAGUGUGAGAGCUAUCUACCAAUAUUUACCUUUGAAACAGGGUAAUAGUGUAAGAGGGUUAUAUUUUGCUGCUAAAAGUUCAUCCGUUAAUAUGCAAGAAGAUCAUCAGUUUGCUCAAUUGUCCAUGUACAGUGCAAUAGCUUAUUUGAAAUUCAAUGAUGGAACAACUCAGAUACUCAGGUUGGAUUAUCCUGGAGGUUCCCAUUCAUAUACUUUAGCUGAAAUAGAAACUACUUUCAUCAAUAACAAAACCCUAGUUAGCAUCAUGGUUGUACUUGGUUGCUAUGGUUAUCAGGGAGUUGCCAAGUUUGUUGAUGUUACUAUCACUCCAAUUAACAAUGGCAGUAAUUCAAUUAGUAGCAGUUAUCUCAUUUCAAGGUGUCCAAGGAAUAUCAUGAAACCAAAUGAUAAGGAUGAGUUUAUGCAGGAAGUAAUGAUAACAAGUGAACAGAAUGAAGGCGUGAUAACACUUGUAACACAGCUGUCAAUGGAUGACAUUCAAUUGUUGACCCGUGUCAAUCAGAACUGGGAUGAUCAACUGUCUGUCGCCCUCUAUGUACCAACAAAAUCAGAAUCAAAGGACAGUGGUCAUGAAUGGCAAAGACUUUACAUCAACAAAAAAAUUAAACCUCUUAAAGCUCAAUCCAGAACAAAUAUGAUUGCAGUGUUUGCAAACACAAUGCAAGAUGAAUACCCAGUGAAUUUCCUGAGAAAUCUAGCAUUAAGACAGUCAACGACAGACUUCAUAUUUAUCAUUGAUGCAGACUUCUUACCAUCGCCAAACUUCAAGGAAAGCUUUUUAAAAUGGUUGGAUUUUGACACAAUUAAAGGGAACAUGGACAAAAUUGCAUUUGUUGUACCAGCGUUUGAAUUUCAGGACAGUGCAAAGGAGGCUAUUCCCCCAGCUUCUAAGGAAGAUCUUGUGAAGGAUGUUUAUGAUCGUGAAGGGUCAAUUGUCCCUUAUCAAUACCUUGAAAAUCCAGAUGCUCAUAGACUUACAAACUAUCCAGUCUGGUACAGGUCUAAGGAACCCUACAAAGUGACUGGAUAUCAAGACCAAUAUGAGCCUUAUGUCAUAUUAAGGAGGACACCUUCGCUUCCUGAGCAUAAUGAGCAUUUUUCCAGCAGUUUAUUCAACAAAGUCUCAUUCACUAUGGAGUUGAAGGCUGCAGGGUAUGAAUUCCUUGUCCUUCCAGAUGUAUGGGCGAUUCACAUGCCUCAUCGGCAGAAUUCUCAUAGCGUGCCACCUUUAAAAGACCCACCGCAACUUGAUGAUCAUGUACGCAGAUUUGAGUUUGUUAGCAGCCUUUUAACGAGGUAUGGAAUAGGGCGGUGUAUGCAUAGACUCCAUGAUGUACAAGAUAAACAAAAGCCUGGAAGAUUUCAUUGAAACAGUAGACUACUGCAUCCAUGGCCGUUAACAGAAGGGUGAAUGUCAAUUAGUAUGUCAGCGACUUUGGAUGCAUAUUAAGGCGAAUUGUAUGACACAGCCAGUAAUGCGUAGGCAACCUGCAGCCAUAUCUGCCCUUGUUCCAGUGGCUGCUUGCCUAUGCUCCUCUUUAAAAUGCUUUAACCAAGGCAACUCUUAUACCUCGGAUUCUCAUACUAGGUAACGCCAUAUAAAGAAUCCUGGAUGCAUUGCCAAAAAAUUAUUUGAAAUUUGUUGUUUGUAUUGUUAGGUAUUGAUAAAAUGAUGGUUUAUUCAGAGGCUUUAAUUAAUUUUUUUUCCCUUGGUCAAUACUAGGAAUUUCAGCAAUGAACUAUUGUUGUUUCCAUCUUCCAAUGUGCAUAUUUUCAAAUAAAUAUAUUUAUUCUAAAUUUAUAUAUAAUUGUAAUACAUAUAUUCUUAAUGGUUUGCAUGUAUAUAUUUUAUUUGUAUGUUGUAUUUGCUUUUGAACAUGUAUUUGUUGUUUCUUAAGACAUGAAUUGAAAUGGAAGUCAGUCACACAGUCUUAAUAAUGAAAAGUACUGUCAACUUUGUGCCUUAUACAUUUUUUUAUUAUAGUAAAUUAAGUUCAAGUUUAAGUAUUUAUAAGUUUAAGUA